AUGGCUGUGAGGAACAAUGGUUUUAGGCUUCCACAAAAGUGUUGGAUGAUCUUAGACAAUGAACGAAGUUUAAAGUGUGGGGCGACUGUCAUUGGUGGUGGAGAAAAAGAGGGUUUGUUGAUAAGAACAUCACAAUUGCAUAGUGCUGCAGGCGUCGGUUCGCUGAAAGAACACAAUGAUGGUUCAUAG
Molecule: messenger RNA, 189 nt
Organism: Dovyalis caffra
Lineage: Eukaryota; Viridiplantae; Streptophyta; Magnoliopsida; Malpighiales; Salicaceae
Source: the annotation of a GenBank genome assembly